This is a messenger RNA of Sphaeramia orbicularis (orbiculate cardinalfish), 4813 nucleotides long. RefSeq lists its product as uncharacterized. The record is from RefSeq and is a predicted model, not a curated record. Gene Ontology annotation, molecular function: GTP binding. NCBI's taxonomy places the organism in Eukaryota, Metazoa, Chordata, Actinopteri, Kurtiformes, Apogonidae.
CAGUAACUGUUUGACAGUUUCAUCAGACGCUGCAGAGGCUGAAUCUGUCCAUGUCUGGAAGAGUUGGAUCAUGGCCACAGCAUCUGAUGUUCAACCUCUGAAGCGCAGCAGCAGCUAUGACUGGCUACGACCUGACAUGUCUGAGCUGAGGGUUGUUCUUCUGGGGAACAACUGGUCUGAGAAGAAUUCAGUAGGAAACCUGAUCCUGGAUCAGGAUGUUUUUAACAUUGAACUCACCUUCUGUAUGAGAAUCAGUGGAACAAUAAAAGAUAAAAAAUUCGUCAUCAUCAACACCCCGGAUCAUCUACUGUCUGACAUCUCACACCAUCAGCUGAUGAAGUUCAUAAAAAACUGUUCAGAUGUUUCACAUCCUGGACCUCAUGUGUUCCUGCUGGUUCUACAGCCUGAAGACUUUACUGAAGAACACAAACAGAGAAUAGAAUCAAUCCUUAAAAACUUCAACGAUCAGUCAUUUAAUCAAACACUGGUUCUGAUUUCACCAAGAAAACAGAGUCCAGGACGCACGGAAACAUACAGACAACGUCCAGCUGUAAAAGACAUGAUCAGAAGAUGCAGAUGUGGAUAUCUACAGAUGGAGAACCUUCAGCAUGAUGAACUGUUAACACGAUUGGAUCAAAUAGUGAAAGAGAACAAUGGAGAACAUCUGAGCUACGAAGAAUUUGAGGAAACACCAUCUUCUUCAUCAGAUGAUCAUGAAGGCUUCAAACUUAAGCAAACAGGUUCUGGUGUCAUGGGUCCUAUUCAAGAUGCUGGGCUGACUGCGGGAAAACAUGUCCAGUCUGACCUCUCUGUCUCUUGGACAAACCCUUCAUCUCACAAAUCUGAUCUCAGGAUUGUUCUGUUUGGGAAAAAUGAAGACAAGAAGAAUAAAGUUAUUAAUUUAAUCCUUGAGAAGCAAAGCUGGUCUUUAUCAAAAUCCUUGCCAACUAAACAAUGUGUGACCAUUGAUGGAGAGUGGAGAGGAAAACCACUAACUGUGGUGAAAACUCCAGACAUCUGCAGUCUGACGGUGGAAUCACUGAGAAAAGUAGUGAACUACAUGACACCUGGACCAAAUGUUCUUCUGCUGCUGGUUAAACCGUCAGAUUUCACUGAGGAGGACAGUCAAACACUGAGGUCCAUCCUGAGUUUGUUUGGUCCAGAUCCCUUCAAACACUCCAUGGUUGUCUUCACACAUGAUCACAUGAGUGAAAUGAGUUCCUCUGCCAAUGAGCUCCUGAAAGACUGUGUAGGAAGACACUACAACAUGUCUGUAGAAGACCACGGUGUUUUAAUGGAGAUGAUUGAAGAAACUAAAGACAACAGCCUCGCGUUCCUCGGUCUAGUCAUCAAACCACCUUUAAACCUGGUUCUGUGUGGGAGCAGAAGAUCACAGAAGACUUCAGCAGCCAGGGCCCUUCUAGGUCUGACUGAGCUUCGUUCAGGUUCUUCAGAGUUUGUUAAGCAUCAGGUGGAGGUCUGUGGACGUCGGGUUUCUGUGGUGGAGCUGCCUGUCCUGAAUGGAAGACCUCAGGAAGAAGUGAUGAAAGAGUCAUUCCAGUCCAUCUCCCUCUGUGAACCUGAGGGCGUCCACGCCUUCAUCCUGGUCCUACCAGUGGGUCCACUCACCAACGAAGACAAGGCAGAGUUAGAGACCAUCCACAACACAUUCAGCUCUCGAAUCAGGGACUUCACCAUGAUUCUGUUCACUGUGGAGUCAGAUCCUACAGCUCCAGCUGUGGUGAACUUUGUAACAAAGAGUAGUGACAUCCAGGAGCUGAGUCAGAAAUAUGGAGGAACAUCUGUCAUUCUCAGCGUCAGAGACAAACAGCAGGUCUCUGAGGUGUUGGACAUUGUGGACAGAAUGAGAAUGUCCAAGGACAAACCGUCCUACACAGUAGAAACAUUUGCACGAGUCCAACUAGAAAAGAUCACUGAGCUACAGACUGAAAAUGAAGAUCUGAAAAACAAACGCCUAAACCCCUGUGAUGAAGAUAAACAGAGUCCAGAUUGUCUGAGGAUUGUGUUGAUUGGAAAAACCGGCAGUGGAAAGAGCUCCUCAGGAAACACCAUCCUGGGAAGAAAAAAGUUUAAAGCUCAAUCAAGUCAAACAUCAGUCAUUAAAGUUUGUCAGAAAGUACCAGGUCAGGUGGACGGUCGUCGUGUCACUGUAGUCGACACUCCUGGUCUGUUUGACUCAUGCCUGACCAAUGAGGAGGUCCAUGAGGAGAUGGUGAAAUGCAUCAGUCUUUUGGCUCCAGGACCACAUGUCUUCCUGUUGGUGUUACAGAUCGGCAGAUUCACAGAAAAAGAAAAACAGACAGUAAAACUCAUCAAAGAAGGAUUUGGGAAGAAUGCUGAAAAGUUCACCAUCAUCCUUUUGACACAUGGAGAUGACCUGGAGGCUGAUGGGAUAUCGAUUGAUGAAUACAUAAGAGACAAAUGUGGUGAUUCAUUUAAGAAGCUGAUCUCUGACUGUGGAGGAAGAUACCAUGUGUUCAAUAACAGAGAUAAAAACCGCACACAGGUCAGUGAGCUGAUGAAGAAGAUCGACUCCAUGGUGAAAGAAAACGGAGGAAGCUACUUCACUAAUGAGAUGCUUCAAGAGGCUGAAGCUGUGAUAAAGAAAGAGAUGGAGAGACUGUUAAAGGAGAUAGUAGAAGAGAUGAGGAAACAGAAGGAGGAGCUGGAAAGAAAACAUGAAGAGGAAAUGAUGGAAAUGAAAAGACGAAUGGAAGAACAAAGAGAAGAAACUGAAAGAGAGAGAAAACAGAAAGAAGAAGAACUGAAAGUAAUGGAGGAAAACAUUAAGAGAGAACGUGAACAAAGGAAAAAAGAACAGGAAGAGAGAGAAGAGGAAGACAGAAGAAAAAAAGAACAAGAUGAACUUCAACGACAGGAGUGGAAACAGAAACUUCAAGAUCUGGAAAGAAAGAUAAGAUCAGAGUCAGAAUCUAAAGAAAGGAUCAACAGGAAACUGGAAGAUAGCAGAGAAGAAAUGAGGAAACAACGUGAGGCCUGGGAGGAAGAAAGAAGAAGAGAAUGGAACGAACGAAAAGAAGAGGAUGAAGAAAGAAAAAGAGAGGAGGAAGGAAAACUUAGAAAGCUUCAAGAACAAUAUGAGCAAGAGGGAGAAGAAUAUGAAAGAAAAAGAAGAGAAGAUGAAUGGAUCAGACAAGAAGAGGAAAAAAGACAGAGGGAAGAAUUAGAGAAAUAUAAGAGAGAAGUGGAAGAUCUGAAGAUGAAAUAUGAAGAGGAGGCCAGAAAGAAAACUGAAGAAUUCAAUGAAUUCACAGAGAAAGUCAGAAGGAAAUUUGACACUGAGAAGGAAGAAUAUGAGAAAAAUAUGAAGGAUAAAGAUGAGAAGUACGACCUGUUAAAGGCUCUGUCUGUCCACAAAGAGAGAGAAUGGAUGAGAAAACAUCAGGAGGAAAUCAGUGACUUGGUCAAAUGUGUGAAGAAGAAGAGAAACAAUCUGACAAAAAUCAGUGACUUACUGAGUAAACAUGAAAAAGAAAAGGAGAAUGUCAAAGAUCAGGAGGAAAAAGAAAAUCUGCAGAAAAAACAUGAAGCAGAAAAAACUGAACUGAUAGAGAGACUCCUGAAAGAAGAGGACAGAGGCUCUUAAUUUUUCUAUUGUUUCCAUUUUCUAAGUGCAUCUUUAAACACUCAGUGAUACUGUAUGUAUAUAUAACUGGAGUGAAUAUCACUGUCACAGAAAAUCAUCUGCAUGCAAUGACUCUUGGCAGGCACGUGCACACAUAGGGCCCAAAGGGGGCUUGAGCCCCUGCCCUUUUUGCCUCGUAGAAAAAGUGCCCUUUUUACUUUUAAAAACAAAUAAAUUCCUGUUCUGCAUAGGAAUGUAAAAGAAAACGGCUGCAUAAAAAUGCCACGGUUAUCUACCAUACGUAUUUCCUUGUAAUAGUGUGUCAUGGUAUUGUAUGUGUGUUGAGUCUGAUGCCGCUUCAUGGGGCUUCCCCAUGCUGCACGCUCACACGCUUGUCCGGAGAAAGAGAGAGAGAGAAAGAGAGAGAGAGAGAAGUACAAGCCUUGGUCACAUCUCCACUGUGUAGUUCCUGCACAGAUGAGACGGGACAGUGGAUUGACUUCAACCUUUGUGGCUUAUCAACCCCCCCCCCAACAUUGCUUGAAUGUAUUGAAUCACGGCGGAAACAGGAGGAAUCAUUCACUCCACUUGAUUUUACUGACAAUUUACAUUUGUUUCCAAAUACUGAGUUUGUUGUGCCUUUGCUGCUGUGAAUGUUUCUACAGCAGGAACAGGAAACUCCAACAGCAGUCACAGUAGGACUGUUUUAUAUGCAGCCUGGACUAUUUUUUUUUUUUAAAUGAAAGCUGCGUUAAUGUGCACCUUAGGAAAAAUAUCAUGUUAGCCUUAGCUUACCAAUUUGGAAGUUAUGACUCGGUUUUGGGGAGCCGGGAAAUUGUUCUCGUUUAUUGUGUAGCUAAUCUCAGGUCUCAGACUAUGUUAGCUAUGCUAUGUCAACAACAAAUCAUUGAGAUCAACAUGUUGACUGCAGUCCUGUAGGCAUGCAGGCUGAACUACAGACUAAACAGGACUGUUUUUCUAGUAUUUAUUUCUAUAUUUUUGUCAAUGUUCAAUGUUUCACAGUUGAAUGUUCAUGUGUUACAAUCUUUAUCUUCGACAAUAUGUAGCCUGAUAAUAAGCCGAUGUUUUAUUGCUUUUUAGAAUUGCAGCUGAACUGCAUGUCCUCCAAACCUCAGUAUUAUGAUACAUUUUGACAAUAAUUUGUUGACACAAGAGAAACAGCGAUUGCAUCACUCACAGCUCCAC